Alternaria burnsii is the source of this 2154-nucleotide messenger RNA. RefSeq names its product fk506-binding protein 3. Gene Ontology annotation, molecular function: ornithine decarboxylase inhibitor activity; peptidyl-prolyl cis-trans isomerase activity; macrolide binding. The transcript is spliced from 6 exons. NCBI's taxonomy places the organism in Eukaryota, Fungi, Ascomycota, Dothideomycetes, Pleosporales, Pleosporaceae. The record is from RefSeq and is a predicted model, not a curated record. The coding region runs from base 1 to 2154 and encodes 717 amino acids. Gene Ontology annotation, cellular component: nucleolus; chromatin.
AUGUCGUCCAUUCCUGUAGGCGUCUACGGACGUCGCAUUCCGGCUGGAGGCAUUCCCAUCCUGGCUGCUGUCGACCAGUCUGUCACUUUCCGUAUUACUAUGGCCGCUAUCGACCCAGAUGCUGAGCCCCAAAUCGAUGAUGAGCACAAGCACCCUCGCGCAACCCUUAAGCUCAUCCGCGUGCCCUCAGACUAUGACAGCGAGGAUGAUGAUGAUGAGGACUACGAGGAGGGCGACAUCGAGGCCAUCGCUGCUCGUCUGCGCGCUGCUGGUGCGCUUCCUGAGGCCGACUCGGAUUUGUCCGACUCCGAGGACAGCGAGAACGAGAAGAACGGUGGCCCCAGCGACCCAGCCCGGUCAAAGAAGGCCAAACAGGCAGCCCUCACCAAGAAGCUGCAAGAAGAGCUCGAGGCCGACGAGAUGGACAUUGACGGCAUGACCAACGGCAAGGGAAAGGCCAAGGGCAAGGCCAAGGUCACCGACGACGACGAUUUGAGCGACGAGGAUGACGAAGAUGAUGAGGAUGAUGAGGACGAGCCUGAGGAGCUUGUCCUGUGCACUCUCGACCCCGAAAAGCACUACCAACAACCUCUCGACAUCACCGUCCGCCAAGGCGAGGAAGUCUACCUUGCUGUCAGUGGUACUCACGAUGUUUACGUUACUGGUAACUACCUCGUAUUCCCCGAGGAGGAUGACGAGGAGGAUGACGAGGACGAUGGUCUUGAGGGCCUCGGUUACGACAUGGGUUCUGACGAGGAUGAGCUCGACGAGAUGGACGAGUCUGAGGACGACGAGCUCGACGGUAUGAACGACCCCAGGAUCACUGAGGUUGAGUCUGACGAGGAGGAAGCUCCCAAGCUCGUUGAUGCCGGCAAAAAGAACAAGAAGCGCGCUGCCGAGGAGGAUGCCACUCUUGAUGACAUGAUCAGCAAGACGAAUGGUGACGCCAAGCUUAGCAAGAAGGAAGCUAAGAAGCUGAAGAAGAACGACGGCCAGGCUGUUGCCAAGGCUGCAGAGCCCGAGAAGAAGGCUGAGAAGGUUGAUACCCCCAGCAGCGACAAGAAGAAGGUUCAGUUCGCUAAGAACCUUGAGCAGGGCCCAACUGGCUCCCCCAAGGUCGAUGCCAAGCCAGAGGCAAAGAAGGAGGCCGCUAAGGGACCUCGCAACGUCAGCGGUGUCAUCGUUGACGACAAGAAGGAGGGUAAGGGCAAGGCUGCCAAGAAGGGUGACCGUGUCGAGAUGCGCUACAUCGGCAAGCUCAAGAACGGAAAGGUGUUUGAUUCCAACAAGAAGGGCAAGCCAUUCUCUUUCAAGCUCGGUGUCGGUCAAGUCAUCAAGGGAUGGGACGUCGGUGUCGCUGGCAUGACUGCUGGCGGUGAGCGUCGUCUCACUAUCCCCGCCGCGAUGGCUUACGGCAAGAAGGGUGCUCCCCCGGACAUUCCCCCCAACUCUGACUUGAUCUUUGACAUCAAGUGCAUUUCCGGAAUUCCAUCACCCCCUUCAAGUCCCCCCCUCGCCGCCAAACACGCGUCCGCCACUCGAGGUGGAAAGGCGCGCAGAGGGGGGGCAGCAUACACCAUCACGGGAGAGUGUGAGAGACUCUUCUGCGAGACACUGCGAUCUGUAUUUCUGGGUGAGGGGAGCCAGCAUCGCCAGAACUCGCUAGUGAUGGGUAUGCCAUCUGACAACGCUACGACUGCAACCACCGCCAUUACCAAUGACUACGGUAUCGAUGCACGUCGCUACUCCGACUCUUCGACUGAAUCUGAUGUGCCUGAAAUGGUGCGAUUCGAGGAAGAGAAGGGUGCGAUAUCCGACUACAUCGAGAUGUGGGAUUACGUUGGUGGGAUUAGGUUCCGGGGGUUCGUUGCUGAGAAGGAGGACGAGAGGGCCAUGUUCAUCUUCUUCGAUGAAUCCGUCAUCAAUGGUGACCUCAAGGCUGGUCUCAUGGCCCUCCUCGAACUUUGCGAAGUCGAUAACUUCUCCUGCAACCGUCUCGCCCUUUGCAUCGACCGCCACGCCGAUCAAGCCGCCCUUAACAAUCUAACCAAAGAUCUGGGCUGGAUCGGCUUCGGUCUCACGACACUCGACGAGUUCAGCCAAGGCGAGGAGUUGACAAGCAAGAAGUGGCUGUUCAUGGAUAUGGAAAUAUAG